Messenger RNA from Clarias gariepinus (North African catfish), 1003 nucleotides. It is a transcript of the gene mrap2a, whose product is annotated as melanocortin 2 receptor accessory protein 2a. Bases 280 to 939 code for a protein of 219 amino acids. The transcript has 3 exons. Lineage: Eukaryota; Metazoa; Chordata; Actinopteri; Siluriformes; Clariidae. The record is from RefSeq and is a predicted model, not a curated record. Gene Ontology annotation, biological process: protein localization to plasma membrane; regulation of adenylate cyclase-activating G protein-coupled receptor signaling pathway. Gene Ontology annotation, cellular component: plasma membrane; endoplasmic reticulum. Gene Ontology annotation, molecular function: corticotropin hormone receptor binding; signaling receptor regulator activity; type 3 melanocortin receptor binding.
GCUGCGUCGGGGCAGAGCGAGCACAGCACCGAGCCGCGGGAUUCCUCUCACCCGCGCGGAUCCGCUUCGGGAUUUUAGGGGAUGGAUUUACACAGCAGAUUUGGUUUAUCAUAUGCUGGAAAACUGCGUGUGUAUUCUUUGUUAUUCGCAUCCCCGUUGUAAAGGCAGAUGAACACACUGUCAGAAACCAAACACUACGCGUCCUAUUUUAUGACGGAUUUGCGCCCGUACUAGAACUAGAUUCCUUCAGUCCUGCCCCGUUAUUACACAGUUAGAGAGAUGCCUGUACUACAGCACCCAAACGCUACUGCUGGCGUUUUGCACACUGAUUAUGAAUGGAGAUACGAAUACUACGAUGAAGAGGAGCCGGUUUCCUUUGAGGGACUCAGGGCGCACAAAUAUUCCAUUGUAAUUGGCUUCUGGGUGGGUCUUGCAGUGUUUGUCAUUUUCAUGUUCUUCGUGCUUACUCUUCUAACCAAGACAGGAGCUCCGCAUCCAGAGAGUGCUGAACCUUGUGAAGAUUGCGUUCAUCUGACUAGCUGUGUUGAAGAACUAGGGCGUCCUAGGGAGUCAGAAAACACCAGAGCUGGUUUACCUCGACCCUUACUGGAGGAGUCUCGCUUUCUCUUUAACUGCUACAUUAAUGAAGAAGAGCAGGCAGGAGAACGGGCCUUCAGCCAAAGCCGCAGAGCUCAAACCCAACCAAACAGCGGUGAACUGAGUGGCCGGGUGAAAACUGGUGGCCCUGUUGGUCUGAAUGCACAGCUGGACAUGAUGGAAGAUAACGAAGAAGCUUUUCUUGCUCAUUUCAACAUCCCAAACUUUGUGAACUCUGAACUUAGCUCCACACUGGGUGAAGAUGAUUUACUGCUGAGUGAUCCACCUAUAAUAAUGGAAAGUGAAUCUCAUUGUCACAGUACCAGUCACAUUAGAGACUAAACACAAUAUAUUUGUCAUAUAAUUUAAUCUGGCAUUUGGACUGAAACAUGGCAAAGGAAUGAGU